This is a messenger RNA of Centruroides sculpturatus (bark scorpion), 5477 nucleotides long. RefSeq lists its product as uncharacterized. The transcript is spliced from 30 exons. Bases 281 to 5110 code for a protein of 1609 amino acids. Gene Ontology annotation, cellular component: membrane. The record is from RefSeq and is a predicted model, not a curated record. Lineage: Eukaryota; Metazoa; Arthropoda; Arachnida; Scorpiones; Buthidae. Gene Ontology annotation, molecular function: G protein-coupled receptor activity.
CUCCAUGGUUGCUGUAGGCAACGCUAAAUGAUGUGAUGCUGCGCGCGCAUUUGUUCCAUCUCUCUCUCUCUCCCUCUCUCUCUAGAAAUCCUCCAUCCACUGUCCGGACUCGUUUGAGUCAGUCAUCGAGUCUCCCUUACAAAGACAUGUUGCUUCUUCGGAUGCUGCAAACUUCUAAGCAAUAAACGGGAUUUAACUUGAAAUAUUCGAGUUAUGUGUAUCGAUUUGACAGAAAAUCAAUCGAAAAAAUUCUCCUGACUAGAAAAUAAAUAUAAUUACAAUGGAUAAGGUGAAAUGGCAUUGGUGGAUGAUGUUGAUUAUGAGUAUCGGAGGAGCAUCCCUCGGACAGGAAAUUGUUUAUACAAAUUGUGGUGGAACCUUACAAGAUCCGAGAGGAAUUAUCGUAACUCCAAAUUUCCCUAAACAAUAUCCCAUCCCUAUCAGUUGUCGUUGGGUUAUCGAAGCUCCCGUCAACAAAGUGAUUGCCAUAUACUUCACGCAGUUCUAUAUGAGAGAAGGGGUAAAGUUAACAGAAUAUGCUUUCUUUGCCGACAACUUCUACGCUGGAAAACACGAAUUCGAUCCAAUCUCUUCAGAUAACAGGCCUACGUAUUUAUUAACCAACAAACCGAUUUUGGUAUUUGAAUUUGUUGUCCGUGAAAUAGGGAAUAUUCAUCUAAGAAUUCGUGAAUAUUUUUUGGAUGUUUUCGGUUUCAACAUCACUUACGAAAUCAUGGACAAAACACAAGCCGUUAAGAAAGAUGGCUGCAUAAAUCAUCAUUGCUCAUACACUGGAAGAUGUUUAGCAGCAGCUGAUUAUCAUAGUUAUUACUGUGACUGUUUCGAUACGUAUUAUGGGGAUGAAUGUCAACAUAGCCCACUUUGUGGACCGUCAGGGAGUUUGAUUACUUGCCAAAAUGGUGGAACAUGCAGAUAUUAUAUUGGUUCUUCGAUCCAUACAUGCGAAUGCUUACCAAAUUUUGAAGGAGAACAAUGCGAAAAGAGAAAAGACAUUGCCAAAUUGAUGAGGGACGGGACCCAAUAUAUCUGGAAUGGACUGAUUAUGAAAUUUCCUGGAAUUGCUUGUCCAGAUUCAAUCCUGGGUCCCCUUAGCGAUAGGCUGAUGUCAUCUGGCUGUCUCCUUCUCCUCCUCCUCCUCCUCUUCAUCAUCAUCAUCUUCAAAGGAAUGAAAAAAAAUAUGUCUAAAUUUGUUGGUUUUAUUUUGUUCACCACUUUUUCAAGUUGGUGUUUUUUUUCAAACUGUUCGGAAUUUGUUGCUCUGAAAAUUGGCAACCUAAGCACCAUUUUGUAUGUAUGGAAAUUGACGUUGUCAAAAUUAUUUAAUGCUGGAUCUGUACAAACUGAGAACUUAACAGUUUUGAGCAUUAAAUCAGGAUUAGAAGUUCAGUUUCAUUUUUUUGGAAAAAAAGAAGAUUCGGCGGAAGCAAAACGUAUAAUGGAAGAUGCCUAUAAAAGUGGAAGAAUAGAAAAAUUUCAUUUGGCAUAUGAUUAUUUUCGAUUUGAAUCGGAACCUCCAUUACAAAUUCAAGAUUUGGAGGCUUCAGAAAGAAUACCAGUAAUAGAAGGUACUGAAUUUAAUUUAGCAUGUAUUAUACAAGGAUCAAGUGAUAUUAAGGUUAAAUGGUAUAAGGAUAACAGACCUAUUAAUGUCGAUACUUUGUAUCGGAAUAUUUGGAUGACUCUUGUACCUAAAAAUUCAAAGCAACAAUAUACAGCAAUACUAGGAUUUGAUAAAAUUGAUAUAUUAGAUUCAGGUGUAUUUACAUGUGAAGUUAUUGAUUGGGGAAUCAUACAAAAUCAAAAUAUUACUGUAACUGUUACUUCAACUCCUAAACCAAAAAUUCAUCCUCUAACAGCAACAGUAAAAGAAGGGGAAAAUGUAAUUAUAACUUGCUUGUCAGAAGAAAGUGUAUAUGGAAAUUUUGGUUAUAACUGGUUAAAGAAUGGCAAAAUAUUAAAUCCAUCUUCAGAACCAGAAUUAAUUGAAGAUCUUUUUCCAACUGGCAGUCGUAUAAUUUUACAAUCUAUUAUAACUUCUACUGUAUAUACUUGUAUUAUUACUAGUAGUGCAGGAGCAAUACGUAAAGAUAGUGUCAUUACUGUUCUUACUUCUGAUAGACAGAUUCCUACAUGUUCUCCUGAAAAAUUCAUGAAAAUAAAUUGGUCUUUGGCUGCUGCUAACACAGAAGAUAUACAUCGUUGUCCAUCGGGGUAUUCAGGUAAUGUUAAAAGGCAAUGUGUCUUGAAAAAAGAAAGUGGAGCUUUUUGGGAUAAACCAAAUUUUUCAGAAUGCCUUUCUAAAGAGUUUUUAGAAAUUAGAAAAAAGUUUAAUAGUUUAAAACUUGGAUAUCAAAUAACAGAUAUAGGAUCAUUACUGUAUGAAUUAAAGGGUUACUUAAAUUCAAAGAAAACAAGGUAUCAUGUUGCAGAGGGAGAACCUGUUGUUGAUUUUUUAGAAGAAGUUUUAAAUUACCAACAAAAAAAUCUUCAGCUAUAUUAUGAGAUACAUAAUAAUUCAAAGGUGUUUCUUGAUGUUGUUUCAAUAUUACUGGAUUCACCUAAUUUAAUCCAGAAGCAGUCCCAAGUUUUGAAACUACAUCAACAAGUGAUAAAUUAUGGUUUACUGCAAGGCCAUUAUAUUGAAGAAAAUACUUUUGUUACUCAUGAACGAUCAGCAUUAGUUAUAGAGGUUGGUCAGAUACAAAAUGAAGGACAUCAUAUUUUAACAUUUCCAAGUAGUCGUAGCUCUCGAUCAAAACAGAAAGAAGGAUAUCCAUUAUUACCUGCUUGGAUGACUGAUUCCAUUGAAUUAAAUUUUAACACCUGGUUACUUCAAGACUUUUAUCAUAUUAAUACUUCAAUAAAUAUUGCUGUAGUAUUUUACAAGAAUUUUUCUGCAUUUUUACCAGAAAGAUUUUUGAAUCGGCAUGGUUCACAGGAUAUGGAAUACCAGUUGCAUUCUCGUUUAAUUUCUGUUGCUAUACAAACUGGAGAACACAUGCUAGGAACAAAAUCGUUAAGUUUGAAAAUCAUAGCCCGUUUGGCUCAUCUUAAUCAUACCGUUAAUCAACAAAUUACUUGGAACAUCUCUUGUGGAUUGGCUGAUUUUUCUCAAGGUGUUCAUUUUUCUAUGGAAGGUUGUCAUCCAGUUCAUAAAGAAAACUUUUCAAUAUGUCAAUGUGAUAGAGUUGGAACAUAUGCUGUUCUGCUGACAACUUAUGCUCAAAUAGAUGAUUUUCAUGUCCACGAAGGCUUUGAAAUAAUUGCAGGCAUUGGUUGUGCCAUUUGUGCCUUUUUAAUAUCUUUUUGUCUUCUUUUAUUACUUAUUUUAUGGAGACACAUCAAAGGUGCCAUAACAGCAUUAAAAAUUCAAGUAUGUUUAGCUCUUUUAGGAGCUUACAUAACAAUCAUGAUUGCUAUUAGUGACAUUUUGCAUGAGAAAUAUUAUCCCCAUAUUGUCUCUCUUAUUCAGUUCUUCCUUUUAGCAGCACUUUGUAUGCAGUUGUGCCUUGGACUUACUAUUUAUACAGAAUUAGUAAAUCUUAGGAAUAUUCGUUAUUUAGAACUUAAAAUAGCUUCAAUGGGAUGGGGUAAGAACUUGUUUUUUUCAAUUUAUAUAAAUUUUCAGUUUGUGCAACAAGUUGUUUAUAUCAGUUUUAGUUUUUUAGAAGGAUUUUCUUUGGAAAGUUGGUGGUUAAAAAUUCACACAAAUUAUUUUUAUGCUUAUGUUACAUCAGUUUUAGCAAUAUCUUUUUUUCAAGUGUUAUUAUUUCUGACAGUGAAAGCAGAACUACGUUGUCAUUUAAAAAUAGAUCCAUUAAAACAGAACAAAUUGAAAAAUAGAUCAAGAUUGCUACAUAGGUCAUUAAUCAUCAGUUCAACUCUCUUAUUAGUUUCAUUCUCAAGUAUUUUAUACAUUAAUUUUGAUGAUAGCAUCUUUAAGUACUUUUUCUCCCUCUGUUCAGCAUUUUUGGGUUUGGUAAUAUUUGGAUGUUACACAGUUUGCAGUGAAAAUCCCCAUUCACCAUGUAAUUCUGAUUGUCCAAUAGAUGAAGAGGGAGAGAAGCAUGAACCUAGAGUAAGAACACAUAGCAACUCUUUUAAAAGUUUCUUACAACCAGACAUUGAAGGUGAAGUGUAUUGUGCUAAUAGAUUAGAAGAAAGUGUAAAUCUAGAAAGAAGAGCAGAUAGAACAAGAUGGAUGAGAUCUCAAAUCCAAAAAUCAUCACAAAAUAAAGAAAUUAAAGAAGCAGAUUGUCUUUUGAAAAACAAGGGCAUAUCUUCAGAAGGUGCAACUAUACAUGAUUUUAGAAAUAAACAAGGAAAAGAUAAUAAUUGUUGUAAUAAUAGUGAUUCCGAAGGUGGAUUUCAAGACUUUGAUGAUGAACACACACCACCUUCAUUUAGAAGAAUGUGGAGGAAGCAUAGAGAGAAACCUAAUUCUCCACCUUUUGAAUUACAGGUAUUGGAAGGUAGUCCACGUAAUAGUCAGAUUAACAUUCAAGAACAAGAUGAUGUAAUCUCGGAAGGAGAACAAGAAUCUUUCUAUAUUUAUAACGAACACCAAAGAGGAGGUUCGGAUAGCAUCAUUUUAACUCAUAGCGGUAAUUCUAGUCCAUCCUGUCAGUUGCUUUUACCUUCAUCAUCAAUUAGACUAUCCGAAAUGUCUGACUCUUGUUCCUCUCAAAGCAGUGGUGCUGACGAACAUAGUGCCUUUGCUUCUAGUGGAAGUGUAAAGACAAUUCAUUACAAUCCAUACCGACCAAGCAGUUUACUUCAGUUUGAAGGUUUAGCUAUAAGGGAAGAAGAUGAAACGGAAAUAAUCAGUGAAGAAAAACUAAAUUAUUCCCCCAACAGAAAAGAUACGACUCUUUUAGAGAGAAUUGUCAUAGGAAAUUCUAGUAAUCAAGAUAAUGGGAAUGCUCCAUCCGAAACAAUUAUUUCAAAACAUAGUAUUAAAAAAGAUGGCCUGAUUGCAGAUCUUCCUUCCGAAGUAGAUCUUCAGGUCAUAGGAAAUGGUUGUGAAGCAAAGAACGAGGAAAAUUAUCCUCCACAGUCAAAGAAGGGUUGGAGUAUUACCACUGUAUAAUAAUUUGCUCAUUUUUAUAUUUUCCAAAUUAUGCUCAAAAUUUAACAACAUUUGUGUGCAUUAUAUAAAUGGAAUAUUGCUGCUGAAUUGUUGUCACCAUUGUAAAUACAUAUCUUCCAUAUCAGUCAUCAUUUUUAUAUACCUAAAUAUAAAGAAAAAUAGAAUUAUAUAUAGUAAUGUAUGUCGUGAAUGGCUUGUAUAUAAUGGCAAUAUACAUGUAUAUUUAUAAUCUUAAAAUUUGACACAGUUAUGCUUAAUGAAUUCUUAAUUUGAUUAUCAGUAUUUUAUUUUAUAUAAAAUUUUUAAGUAAUAUGGAAAAUAUCUAAAUUUAAACAAAAUUCAUUUGUUUUUAAAAAAUUUAUUAAUU